UCUUUUCUUCUAGUUUUUGUUUCUAUCAAUUUGACAUCAUACAUGGCUACUGAUGGCAGUGAUCUUCAGGUUCCCUUGCGUCAGAAGCAGAGAAAGAAAACUAAAGGUUUUUUCACCAUGAGUCGGAGGAGGAUAUCAUGUAAAGACCUGGGGCACGCUGACUGCCAAGGGUGGCUAUGUAAGAAAAAGGAAAAAGGAACUUUCCUAGGCAACAAAUGGAAAAAGUUCUGGGUGGUCCUGAAGGGAUCAUCACUGUACUGGUACAGCAAUCAAAUGGCAGAGAAAGCUGAUGGAUUUAUCAACCUGCCUGAUUUCACUGUAGAGAGAGCAUCUGAAUGCAAGAAAAAGCAUGCUUUUAAGAUCAGCCAUCCACAGAUCAAGACCUUUUAUUUCGCAGCUGAGAAUGUGCAGGAAAUGAACCUGUGGUUAAACAAAUUUGGAUCAGCUAUAAUCCAUCUUGAAUCCACUACAAAGGAUGAAGAAUGCUACAGUGAGAGUGAACAGGAAGAUCCCGAAAUAGCUGUCGAGACACGACCCCCUCAUUACUCUGCGGAGACUCUCUCUCCUUUGGCUGCCCAGCGGGCAUCUUCGUCUUCACCCAAAUUGAAUGAAACAUCGCGUUCUUUCUCUUCCAUGGAAAACAUAAAAAAGACACCCAGCAGUUUGUCUUCCCUCAUAUCUAGAGAAAGACAGCCCUGGAUGGACGUGGUUGACAGCUCGUCUGCCGCUGAAGACGUCAGACAGUCUGUGACAUGCGCUGUGCAGGCCCGCUCACCUGCACCCUCGGAGGCAAAUGGUCGCAGGGCCCUGGAAACCAGCUUCGCCACAUCAGAAAGUGGAGUGUUGAACUAUUUACCCAGUGAUGACGCUUCUUCACUGAGUAGCAACCCAGAUCAUCUUUGUGUCCCAGACAAGCCGGCUGGAUCAGAGAUGACGGGUAGAGAAGAGACAAAAGUGUCUGAAGAUGAUGAAAUGGAGAAGCUCUACAAAUCGUUAGAGCAAGCUAGUCUAUCUCCUCUUGGGGACCGGCGACCUUCAACCAAAAAGGAGUUGAGAAAGUCCUUUGUCAAGCGGUGCAAAAAUCCAUCCAUAAAUGAGAAGCUCCACAAAAUCCGAACUUUGAAUAGCACAUUAAAGUGUAAAGAACAUGACCUGGCCAUGAUUAACCAGCUGCUGGAUGAUCCGAAGCUGACAGCCAGAAAAUACAGGGAGUGGAAGGUCAUGAACACCCUGCUCAUCCAGGAUAUCUACCAGCAGCAUCAACAGCAGAGGACCCCAACGUCUACUCCUGAAGGCUCCCUCCAGGGACUCGAGAAACCACCUUCCUCUGCCUGCAUUGAAAAUUCUAUUUGA
This is a messenger RNA of Lipotes vexillifer (Yangtze River dolphin), 1353 nucleotides long. It is a transcript of the gene IPCEF1, whose product is annotated as interaction protein for cytohesin exchange factors 1. The record is from RefSeq and is a predicted model, not a curated record. The coding region runs from base 43 to 1353 and encodes 436 amino acids. The transcript is spliced from 10 exons. NCBI's taxonomy places the organism in Eukaryota, Metazoa, Chordata, Mammalia, Artiodactyla, Lipotidae.